CAUGCAAAAAAAAUGAGAAAAAAAAAAGAACAAACCUUGGAACCUUUUUUUUAGUCAAUUUAUUAAUAUCAAGUUAGCAAAGGAUUAUUUUCUUCUUGUGUGCACUGUGUUUCCAAAGAGGAGAGAUAUGAAAAGAAAUGGUCGAUGUGGUGCCUGUAGUUUGGAAUUGGACUUGUGGGUUGAAUUGGGAUUUGCAUGCUGAAUGAGGUGUCAUGAGAAUUGAGCCUUUUCUUGUUUGCAUGUCGCUGUAAACUAUUAGUUUGGUGUUUGAGGUGCUAUGAACAUUCUCUUCAACUGACACAAGUUGAAGAAUUUCAGCUAAAUGGGUUUAGAAUUUUUAUCCUUGUUUCAGCUGGAAACAAAGAGAUUGCUAUGGCUUAUUGGCAUUACAUUUGCAGUGAUCUUAACUUUCCAGUACCUCGAGUUUCCAUAUGGAACUGUUCUACUCUCUCUAUUCUCUGCUGAGAAGAUACCAACACCAGGAAGUAGUACAUUCAAGGCUUCAGAUGCACCGUCUAUUUCCGAAUUGGUUAACAAUGUUACGCUUUUCAAUCCAGCAAACUCUACUGGUGACCAUGCCUUUGAGAUAGCUAAUAAAACAAAGUCUGGGGAAAAUGACACCAUUCCAAGAACUGGCUUUGUCUUGGAACCAGGAAGCACACCAAACAACUCUCUAGGAUUAGAUGGCUCUGACCAAAGUUCCAAAACGAAAAGUAUUAAUAGAUCAGAAAAUGUAGCUGAAACACCGCAGGGAGGAGAUCCUGGACCAAUCAGUUUUAACAAUACUAUUGAUUUGAGUUUCUCUGCAAACCAGUUCCAAGAAGACAACAUUUCAUCAACUGAACAGAAAUCUGGAAGUCAAUAUGCUUCUUCGACAAAUGUGAGCACAAACAUUGUAACUGCAGUGUUAUCAAAUGAUUCCUCCAUAUCUUUAUUUCAGAAAGACAACACAACUAACUCCAUAAAGGAAGAGAGUAUUAGGUCAUCACAAAAUGAUGCCAAGGUAAGUGUGCCUAAUGAGAAGAAAGAUUCCCAUACACCAAUUCCAGAAGUUACAACAGUAUCUGAAAUGAACAAGUUAUUACUUCAAAGCCAUAAUUCAUAUCGUUCUAUGAGACCAAGCUGGUUUUCAGCUGUUGAUCAAGAGCUACUACAGGCCAGAUCAGAGAUUGAAAAUGCACCAAUUGUAAAGAAGGAUCCAAAUUUUUAUGCUCACAUUUAUCAUAAUGUUUCCAUGUUCAAGAGGAGCUAUGAAUUAAUGGAACAGACUCUCAAAGUGUAUGUAUACAGAGAAGGAGCUAGACCAAUAAUGCACUCCCCAUUUUUCACAGGACUUUAUGCUUCUGAAGGAUGGUUUAUGAAGCAAAUGGAAGCUAAUAAGAGAUUUCUAACUAGAGACCCAAACAAGGCCCACUUGUUUUACUUACCUUUUAGUUCUCGAAUGCUAGAGGAAACAUUGUAUGUGCAGAAUUCACAUAAUCAUAAGAACCUGGUUCAGUAUCUGCAUAACUAUGUUGAAAUGAUUGCAGGGAAAUAUACUUUCUGGAACAGAACUGGAGGCGCUGAUCAUUUUCUUGUUGGUUGCCAUGAUUGGGCCCCUGGAGAAACUAAGGUUGACAUGGCUAAUUGCAUACGAUCCCUUUGUAAUGCUGAUGUGAAAGAAGGAUUUGUUUUUGGGAAGGAUGCAUCUCUUCCCGAGACGUAUGUCCGCGAUGCUAAGAUCCCCACUAAGGAUCUCAGCGGGAAUUCAGCUUCGAAGAGGACAACGCUUGCAUUUUUUGCAGGGAGCAUGCAUGGUUAUGUGAGGCCAAUUUUGUUGCAGCACUGGGAAAACAAAGACCCUGACAUGAAAAUCUUUGGGAGAUUGCCAAAGUCCAAGGGCAACAGGAACUACAUCCAAUACAUGAAGAGCAGCAAGUACUGCAUUUGUGCCAAAGGCUAUGAAGUGAACAGUCCAAGAGUGGUGGAAGCCAUUUUCUACGAAUGUGUUCCGGUUAUAAUAUCCGACAAUUUUGUGCCUCCCUUUCUCGAGGUUCUGAAUUGGGAAUCCUUUGCGGUUAUUGUUCUGGAGAAGGACAUUCCUAACCUGAAAAAUAUACUCCUUUCCAUCCCAGAAAAGCAGUAUCUUCGGUUGCAGAUGAGGGUAAAAAAGGUGCAGCAGCAUUUCCUUUGGCACAAGAACCCUGUCAAGUAUGACAUAUUUCAUAUGAUACUUCAUUCUGUUUGGUACAACAGGGUCUUCUCUGCACCAGCUAGGUGAUUAACUUGAAGAAAAGGGUAUGAGUAGAGUUUUAGAAUCUUCUUUUUCUUGGUUGCUAAGUUUAGCAAUUUUGGUCACCAAAUGAAAUAUUGAUAAGGUCAUUUGUUGUGUACAGCUUUUGAGGUUUGUUUGUAAAUAAAAUAAAAUGUGUAUUUUUCUAGUGCUGACUAACAGUUUGUCUUCCUCUGAAUACUUUUGUAUGGCUAUCUUGCAUUCUUUGCCCUGUA
Messenger RNA from Glycine soja, 2487 nucleotides. Its product is annotated as probable glycosyltransferase At3g07620. Gene Ontology annotation, molecular function: glycosyltransferase activity. The coding region runs from base 323 to 2260 and encodes 645 amino acids. The transcript has 6 exons. The record is from RefSeq and is a predicted model, not a curated record. Lineage: Eukaryota; Viridiplantae; Streptophyta; Magnoliopsida; Fabales; Fabaceae.